Molecule: messenger RNA, 456 nt
Organism: Nannospalax galili (Upper Galilee mountains blind mole rat)
Lineage: Eukaryota; Metazoa; Chordata; Mammalia; Rodentia; Spalacidae
Gene: Eddm13
Product: epididymal protein 13
Exons: 9
Coding region: 1-456 (151 amino acids)
Source: RefSeq, a predicted model, not a curated record
AUGUGCAGAUUGGAGCUGCUCCUUAAGAGAUCCCUGCUGGUUCUCCUUCUCCUGGGCCUGGCAGAGGCCUGCAUUCCUCAUGAAGUUGCGAUGGAAGAAAAAAACUCAACUGCCUGUGCUUCAUCUGUAACCUUGGUCACCACGGCACCUCUCCUGGUCCGGCUGCCAUCAGGAAUCUUUGGGCUAAUGAGUAGACUAUCUCCAGAUGGUCUCAAACAAAACAUCAUUUCCUCCUCCAAGAUGCCUCCCCUGGUACCCACACCAGACAGGACAGAAGAAGAAAUGACGUCUUCGGCCACCACCAUGACCAAGAGCACCAGGUGGAACUUUUUGAGAUGUACCUACAUGGCGAUGACCUUCUUCUUCAUGUCCGACAAUAAAGGAGACUGGUGUUACUGCCACUACUGUAACCCAGAACUGGAUGUUAGAGAUGAUCCUUGCUGUUCUUUCCAGUGA